AUGCUCAUCCGAGUCUUGUUUUAUAUAUGUUUAAUUGAUUUCGGCAUUUCAAUAAGUAAUCAAGCAGAUUUAUCGAUAUCGAAACAUUUUCACAUAGCAUGUCUAAUAUUAAACACCGAUAAUCAAUUUAUUGCCAAUUAUACUCAAGAAAAUUCGUUAUUACCCUAUCAAACAUUUUCAAGCUCAAAUAUGUCUAUUGAAUUGUGUUUUCGUCUAUGUCGACAAUGGAUAAUAUUCAUGGAUAAAAAUCAUACAAAUUGUAUUUGUUUAUAUACAAUGACUAAACUCUAUCAAGUCAAUGAAUUUCUUGGCCAAAUUGUAUCAGUAAAUAGUUGUUCUUCGGAUAGCUUACAAAUACAUUCAUUAACAAAAGAUUUUGAUGUAUUACUACCAACACUAUCAUCAACGUAUGAUUGGUCACUUGAUGGUUGUUAUUAUUUGCAUGGUAUACAAACAUAUCAGGCUAAUCUCUUAUUAAAUAAUAUUAAUAACUAUAGUCGAAGUUUGGAUGACUGCCGAAAACAUUGUCAAAUAACACGUCAAACAAAUUAUUUUUCAUUUUUUCUUUCAUUAAGAAAAUCUUGUUAUUGUUUACCAAUUCAAAUAUCGUCAACCAACACAGCUAAAGCUGUUCGAAAGCCUCUUAUUCAUUGUUCGUUUCUCUCGUAUAUAAAAAAUGGAUUUGAAAAUUCCUUGAAUACUUCUGAAAUUAAUUCAGAUACAGUCGUUAAAAUUAAUGUACAACUCUAUUGUUCAUCAACAUUUAUUUUUGAUAGGAUUCUAUAUAUAUGCUUAAAAUUAAUCUCACUCAACACGCAAAAUACUUAUGCAAAAGUGAAUACACAUGAAAAUUGUUUACCAAUAUUAAUCAAAACCUAUGAACAGUGGAAUUACUUAAAAUCAAAAUCAUUUCCAUUUCGUACACGUACAUUUAUUAGAAUUGAUCGUAAUUCAACGUAUAUAUUCGAUGAUCUAUUUAAAUCGAAAAAUAACUUAUUAGCAUCCGAUGAACUUUGUCUUGUUAUUAAUCAAUUGCAUUUCAAUCGAUCAUUAUCAUUUGAUCUUGUUUUAUGUUCAACAGCAAAUACUUUAGGAUCUGUACUCUGUGCACAAAAACCUAUGACACCAGUUAUUGUCGAUCAAGCAGAAUUUAAAAUGAUGUAA
Messenger RNA from Rotaria socialis, 1164 nucleotides. NCBI's taxonomy places the organism in Eukaryota, Metazoa, Rotifera, Eurotatoria, Philodinida, Philodinidae. The record is from the annotation of a GenBank genome assembly.